AUGAACACCCGCUUGCCCUACGCUGGCGAUUACAGGAAACUGCUCUUGGCUUUCGACCUUGGAACGACUUACAGCGGGAUCUCAUACAGUGUACUCGACCCCAGUCUUCCACCGACGAUUCAGCCCGUGACUAGGUAUCCUUCCCUUGAAGGCACUGGUAGCAAUGCCAAGAUCCCGACUAUCAUCUGUUACGAUCGGAAUGGCCGGAUGAGGGCGGCCGGCGCCGAAGCGAUAAGUGAAAAUAUCAAUGACAAGAUCCAAGAGGAGGGAUGGGUCAGAUGCGAAAAGUUCAAACUGCACCUCCGCCCUCCUGCCAAGGACGUCAAGUCAGACAAUAUCAACCAAGCCAUUUCACCGCUUCCGCCUGGCAAGAACGUCGUUACACUUUUUGCUGAUUUCUAUGCGUAUCUCUUUGAGUGUGCCAAGACCUUCAUACAGCAGACGCAUCCGAGCGGUGCGACAUUUUGGUCUUCGGUGGAGGAUUCGAUAGAGUUCAUCCUGAGCCAUCCGAACGGAUGGGAAGGGGCGCAGCAGGAACAGAUGCGCAAGGCUGCGGUGCAGGGCGGUCUCGUCAGUAAUGACGCCAAGAACACGCGUGUACACUUUGUUACCGAAGGAGAGGCUAGUCUGCACUUUUGUAUUCAGAAAGGUCUUUCAUCACAUGUGAAGAAAGGAGAAGGCGUAAUUAUUGUCGACGCUGGAGGCGGCACUGUCGAUAUUAGUAGCUACACUAGUGUUUCGGCUGAAGGUGCUGCGAAAUAUUCAUUCCAAGAGAUUGCCGCCCCAUUUUGUGACUUUACUGGAUCAAUUUUUGUCACGCAGAGCGCUCGUACUCACAUUGACGAAAAGUUGAAAGGCUCUAAAUAUUACGACGAUGUUGGCCAUAUCGCAGAAUGCUUCGACAAGUCUACGAAGCUUCGUUUCAAAGACCCGGAGGAGCCGUCUUUCGUUAAAUUCGGGAGCCUCCGUGACAGGGACAACGCGCGCGAUAUCCGAUCGGGUCAACUCAAAUUGAAAGGGUCAGAUGUUGCGACCUUCUUUGAACCAUCGAUAACUUCCAUCACUAAAGCUAUCGAUGCCCAAAGAGCCGCAUCGACAAAGCCUGUUUCGGCUGUUUUUCUCGUUGGUGGUUUUGCUGCGAGUGAUUGGCUCUUCCUUAAAGUACAAGAGCACACAAGUUCGCUUGGCUUGACCCUUGCUCGACCUGAUAGUCAUGUGAACAAAGCAGUCGCUGACGGUGCCGUCUCGUUUCACCUCGAUCACGCUGUUACCGCCCGUGUCUCGCCCUAUAAUUACGGCGUGACGGUGUGUACUGCAUUUGACGGCCUGGAUAUGGAACAUGUUUCCCGUCGUGCGCAGAUGUUCGUGGACCCAUCUGGCGUGCGUCGCUUGGCCGGGCAAUACGAUAUCAUCCUUGCCAAGGACGUCUUGGUGUCGGAAGAGACAGAAUUUAGUCAAUCUUAUUGCAGAAUUGGACGGUCUUUGUCGGAUUUGAGUACCAUCACGACCUCGAUAUGGCGCUACAACGGGGAAAGGGAGCAUCCGAGAUGGAUGGACGUGGAGAAUGACAAGUAUUCAGUACUGUGUCGCAUUACGGCUGAUACAUCUGUCGCGGCAAAGUCACUCAUAGCCCAGCGUUGUUCCGACGGAACCUACUACUACCGGUUGAGUAUAGAUGUCAUUAUGCUGUUUGGGAUGACAGAGUUGAAAGCACAACUUGCGUGGAUCGAGAAUGUGAGUUACAUGGACUAUGACUUUACACGCGCCGCUAUUAACGAUAUUUUUUCUUCUGUUCUAGGGCGAAGAGAAGAGGUAAUACUGUGCUUCUGCUGA
Molecule: messenger RNA, 1833 nt
Organism: Desarmillaria tabescens
Lineage: Eukaryota; Fungi; Basidiomycota; Agaricomycetes; Agaricales; Physalacriaceae
Exons: 12
Coding region: 1-1833 (610 amino acids)
Source: RefSeq, a predicted model, not a curated record